Molecule: messenger RNA, 3102 nt
Organism: Larimichthys crocea (large yellow croaker)
Lineage: Eukaryota; Metazoa; Chordata; Actinopteri; Sciaenidae
Gene: parp9
Product: poly(ADP-ribose) polymerase family member 9
Exons: 8
Coding region: 144-2417 (757 amino acids)
Biological process (GO): positive regulation of type II interferon-mediated signaling pathway; protein poly-ADP-ribosylation; negative regulation of gene expression
Cellular component (GO): nucleus; cytoplasm
Molecular function (GO): ubiquitin-like protein ligase binding; NAD+ poly-ADP-ribosyltransferase activity; transcription corepressor activity
Source: RefSeq, a predicted model, not a curated record
CGCGUGCACACGAAACAAACGUCCAAUUAAAAGCAGCGUAAAACUUUGGCAAACAUCCCGAAAAGAGGCAGUUUGGAGAGCUCAGCGCCCUUUCUCGCACCAUUAUCUGCAUUUCUUCGGGACUUUCCUGCGUCGUAGGAACCAUGGAAGGUAGAUUGGAUAUUCCUCUUAACGGGCCUUCACUCAACAUUGUGAGACAGUGUGGGCCUGCUCUGUGUGAUGUCCUUCAAAGCAAAUUUGGAUGUGUGGCCACCAUUGAUGGUGUGGAUUUUGAAGGACAACAGAAAAAGGCAACUGUGGCCCCAGAGAAAAGAUUUGAUGUUCAGCUUCAUUCAGAUGUUCGGGUGUCUGUGUGGAAGGGUGAUCUCACUAAUUUCCGGGUAGACGCUGUUGUGAAUGCUGCUAAUGAGCAUCUUCAGCAUUAUGGCGGCCUUGCUCUAGCUCUGGCCACUGCUGGUGGUCCACAGAUCCAAAAGGACAGUGAUGCCUACAUCAGAAAGUAUGGUGUCCUGAAUACGGGAAAUGCAAUAGUCGGUGAUUCUGGGUCACUACCAUGCAAGAAGAUCAUUCAUGUUGUGGGCCCACGGCUAUCUGCAUAUCCAGAUAAGUUUGAAGUAUCUCGGGCUGAACCUCUGCUGCAGCAGGCCAUCAUGAGCAUUCUUGACAAAGUUAAGGAAAGUCAUCUAAAUACUGUCGCCAUUCCUGCUAUAAGCUCUGGACUGUUCAACUAUCCCCUGCAAGAAUGUGCAAACACCAUAGUAAAAACCGUGAAGGCCUACUAUGAAAAAUCUUCUGGACAUCGUCCUAAAGAGAUCCAGUUUGUGAACCAUGACGAGCCUACAGUCUGGGAAAUGGAGAGGGCCUGUCAUCAGAUAUUAGCCCAUAACAAGCCCAAGACAUACAGUCAGGCAGCAGGAAGCACCCACAGAAGUGAUGCCAAGAACUCCGCACUUACUGUCCAGACGGGAAAUGUCCAUCUGACACUGAAGAAGGGUAACAUUGAGGAACAGGAGACAGACGUCAUUGUAAACACAACAUAUAGUCGAGAACUGAAUGGAGACAUUUCCAGAGCCUUACUGAAGAAAGCUGGUCAUGGAAUGCAACAAGAAAUGUAUUCUGCUCACGAGAGUGGAUGUAUUAUCAUCACAAAACCCUACAAUCUGCAGUGUAAAGCAGUGCAUCAUGUUUUUGCUGAAAAGGGGUACAGCAUGACAAAGCAGAGACUUUCCAAAUCAGUAUUGGAAUGCUUAUGGAUGGCAGUCACAUGUCAUCACAAGUCAAUCUCCUUUCCUGCCAUCGGCACUGGAGGUUUCCACUUGCAGAAACAAGAAGUUGCCCGGAUCAUGUCAGAUGCCGUGACUGACUUUGCCCAAAAAGUCCAAACGAAAAUGGAAGUUGAUUUUGUCAUAUUUCCUUCUGACAGCGAGACAUUUAAGGCUUUUGAGGAACAAAUGAGAUAUCUCCAGACAAACACAUCUCAUCCCAGCUUUACACAUGAGACACACAGUUUCCCACACAGAGAUGACAUCCAUGGCAGCAGAGCUCCCAGUCCACAGAUCAGUCUGAGCGGCCCCUCCAAUGAAGCAACACGCGAGGCUGAACGUUGGCUCCAUGACCUUCUCUUCAAAACCAACGGCACUGUCACUAUCUGCAACAACUUCAUCCAGCACUUUGGGGAAAAGGAACAUCUGCAGUUAUCCCGUCUUAUGAAAAAAGGCAUUUCCAUUGCAGAGAUUUUUGACAAAGGUCGUGCAAGCAUGAUUGUAAAAGGGAUUUCAGCUGAAGAUGUUGUAGUUGCUGGGUUGCAGGUGGAGGCCAUGCUCUGCAACAUCCAGAGGGAGUUUGUCAGAGAGGAAGAGGGCACCAUGCUCGUGAUGUCGUCUCAGAAUGUGUCCUUUGAAAGAAAGAUGGUAGACCAGUCCACCUCAGAGUUCAAAGACAGAUUAUCUACCUUCAAAUAUACAGGCCUCUCGAUAGUGAAGGUGGACAAAGUGGAGAACGCUGCAUUGAAGCAGCUCUUUAAUCUCAAGAAAAAACAGCUCCAAUGCUCCACUAAACAAAUGUUUCAAAGGAUACCUGCACAGUUCUGUGAGAUGGUUAGCCGUAUUGGAUUCCAUGCCGAGUACGCACCACCUGAUGACCCAGCAUAUGGAGAAGGCAUCUACUUUGCCAGCACAGUAAAAAGGGCCAUGGAAGUGUGGAAGGAGCCAUACAGCGAGUAUGUGCACUUUGUGGAGGCCGAGGUGCUGACAGGAAACUCCACUGGUGGUAAACGAGGUCUCAUCCUGCCACCUGCUGUGGGGACAGAUCCACUCACUUUGUACAACAGUUUGAGUGGACCUGAAAUCUCUGUCGUAUUCAGUGGUUAUCAAGCUCUGCCCAAAUACAUUAUCACCUGUAAGAUCCGUCGAGUCUGAAGAGUGAUUUCUUUCACUGUUUCCUUUGGGGUUUUUUGUUGUGUAGUACAAAUACAAAUGUAGGAAUGUAUCCUCUAGUGCAGUGAGAAACUGAACAAUACUUCUAAAACAAGCUGCAUUCUUAAUGAAUGUACAGGAAAGGCUGUUUUCUUUACUCAGUAGUACGACAUCACAGAGGAAUCACAUGUCAUGUUUUGUUUCAUAGCUUAAGUUAAGAUUACUUUUCAACUUCAUAUUUUACAUUACAACUUUCUUUUUGGGUGAUUAACAGUUAUUUUAUAUAGCAGCACCAUCAUUUGUUAAUCAAUCAAUGUAUUCAACUUUAAAACUGCACUGUCUUGUAUCAUACUUUUGACAAUGGGGUGAAUCUAGUCUAGUUUUAUUUAGCGGGCACCACAUACCAUACCAUAUACCAUAUAUCCAAACAGGUUUAGAGCAACAUGGUCUACCAGUGAUGAGAUACUUUGUGUGAUUUCUUUACAUUUAGAGGAAGAUAAAUAUAAUCCUUCAUUAUAACUGAAAAACAUUGGUAAUAAUUGUAAAAUGUUGAGGACUGUCAAAUCGUGCCUAAUGCAGAGAUCAUAAGUUUGUUAAGUUGUUGUUGUUGUAAUAAGUUCAUUGUGAUUUUCUUUUGACACCUUGUCAGUCACAUCACUUCUAUGGAAAUAAAGAGGGUAACCUUUAA